AUGAGAAGCACACAAUUAAGUGAGAGCUUGAAUAGUGACUUGAAAGACCAUUUGAAGUCCGAUCUUGACAUUCUUCGUUUUUUCAAGCACGUAGAGAGGGUUGUGCAAGGAAAGAGAGAUAAAGAGUAUAUUUUGAAGCGAUGGACUCGAGAAGCACGAAGCGGCACUAUUCAAAACAGCCAUGGCAACAUUGUUUUGGAAGACCCUAGAUCGGAAGAUAGGCAGCAGCUGAAGUUUUUCAUGCACGAGUUCCUUGGCAUAGCUUCCCAAGCAGUUGCAUCAGAAGAGUGCAUCAAAUUAGUAGAUGAUGCUUUGAAGAAUCUAAAGAAGCAAGUUGAAGACAAAGCUCCUACUACUACAUGCAGAACUGAAGCUAUAUCUCAGGAACCAGACAUUUGUUUGCAAACAGCUUGCCUGAAGAAAAAGGAAAUUCAGCAGAAGACUUCAAAAAGGAAAAAAUCAUGGCUUGAUAAUCAACAUCCCAGUAAAAAGAAAAAGGAGGGCAGCUAA
Molecule: messenger RNA, 510 nt
Organism: Triticum turgidum subsp. durum (durum wheat)
Lineage: Eukaryota; Viridiplantae; Streptophyta; Magnoliopsida; Poales; Poaceae
Source: the annotation of a GenBank genome assembly